This is a messenger RNA of Zerene cesonia (dogface butterfly), 1359 nucleotides long. RefSeq lists its product as uncharacterized. Lineage: Eukaryota; Metazoa; Arthropoda; Insecta; Lepidoptera; Pieridae. The record is from RefSeq and is a predicted model, not a curated record. Bases 97 to 1290 code for a protein of 397 amino acids. The transcript has 3 exons.
CUUGAGCUAUUUGAAUUUUGAAUUUGAACUUAGGAACUGAUUCAUCUGGAUUUUCAUUGUUACAAUCAAUUUAAAGUAAAUAAGCUGAACUUAUAAAUGGAGAAAUUGAGGUUGGGGACUGGUGAUCAGGUGAAGGACGAUAAGUAUAAAAAUGAUAAUUACUUUGAAGAUGAAGUAUUUAUAGGAAAAAUGUGCUUGGAAGAAGCGAAAAAAUGUAUUUUUAUGCGCCCUUACCGUAAACCGUUUUCGUUUGAUAGAACUCCUAUGAACACAGAUAAAACUACCAGCAGUAAAAAAAUUAUUGAAAUGCAUUCAGAGCCUGACCUUAUUUCAGAAAGAGAAAAUGAGUUUAUAUUACAUGAUAAUACUAAUCCCAGACGCAUUUCUAAUCCCAAUAUUUCACAAAUAGAAGCAUGUUCAAAUUGGGAUUUGAAUUCCCCUGAGGAUAGUUUUUUAAAGCUAGAAAAAAUGGUGGCAAAUUUAUUUAUGUCACCGAAGAAAGAAGAACUAGAUAAUACAUUAGAUAUUGUGAAGAAAAUACCAGGAAAUAAUGUAUAUUUUAAUACAUCCCCUCCUGAUUUAUUGCCUGCGAUGAAUACUGAAAUAAAUGUGGAUUCCAAUCUAAUUGUUAAGCAGGAAUCUAAUAAAUUCACAGAAAGUAUAAAAGAAGAACUUAUUGCAUCUUCAGAUAAAUUCUGUAAACAGGACAAAAAUCAAGAAUCAAGUUCCCAACAACAAAACAGCAAUAGUAAAAAGACUGAUCAUUUAAAAACACCCAUAUUUAAGACACCAUCUACUACAAUAAAAGGAAGAAAACAUUUGGACCUACAUAAUAAAAAUCCUAAAAAGACAGUACACAAAUUCAAUGCAUACGAACACAUAACUAGUCCAGUAGCUUCUUAUAUAAAGAAAUCUCAAGUGCCUCUUGUUAAAGAUGUUUGUCCAAAGAAACCACUAAGUUGUUCAUCACAUAUACCCAAACCAGUUAAGACUAAUUUAGAACUUAAAAGCAAUAACAAAGAAAAUGUAAUUUUAACACCAGUUGCAUACAAAAGUGCUAAGAAAACAAAAGUGAUUAAAUUGCCCAAUAAGGAGAAGAUGCCAAAGAGCCCAUGGGCUGAACAAGUUGCUUCAUCAUUACCGAAAUCAUUUGUGAUCAAACAUGAUCACAGAGAAACGAACCUUAUAAAAAAACCUGUGCCAACAUUUCAAGAUAGUUUUGCUGAUCUAUCUUUGCACCAGGCUGAUGUAUCUGUUUGUACACAAAAACCUGCAUUUAAAAAGCUUUAAAAUAUGUAACUUAGACUUGAUAUUUAUGAAUUCUGAAUGACAUUGAGAUUAAAGUUUAAAAUAAAACAA